ACCGUAUCGUACGGAAGAGGAGUUUCUACCAAAAAAAAAAAGGAGGAAGAAAAGGCUGUUUGUUUGGUGAUUUACAGUGUUUUAUCGACAAGUGACUCGAAAGAUCUUCCAAGUUAAAAAUGUGCAACGGCUGUGUGAAAAAAGAGUACCCGGACCGGGGUAACACGUGUCUGGAGAACGGCUCGUACCUGAUGAACUACCUGGGCUGUGCCAACUGCAACCAGAGGGACUUUGUGCUUAUCAGCAAUAAAGCCACCGAGGAUGAGGAUGGCGAGGAGAUCGUCACAUACGACCAUGUUUGCAAAAAUUGUGACCAUGUUGUUGCCAGGCAUGAAUAUACUUUCUCCGUUGUUGAUGAAUACCAGGAGUACACGAUGCUCUGCAUGCUGUGUGGAAAGGCAGAGGACUCAAUCAGCGUGUUGCCAGAUGACCCCAGACAGUCCGCACCUCUCUUCUAGACCUCAAACUUGUAGGUCAUGAUUUACUUCCACCACCACGGAUGUGUUGCUGGCUGCUGGCAUCGGGGCUUCCGACCCUUUUUUAUCCUCCGUUCAAGGUUUUGUGCACAUCUUCAAUUAAGCACACCAUAUUUUAACUGCUUGGCUGUUGAUAAACUACUGUGUUGAGCAGGACAUAUAACUUUUUAUUAUACACCAUGACACAACAAAUAUUCUGUAUGUGAAUUUAAAAUGUACUGUAAAUAAACAUUUCUUUACUAAG
Messenger RNA from Anarrhichthys ocellatus (wolf-eel), 720 nucleotides. It is a transcript of the gene churc1, whose product is annotated as churchill domain containing 1. Lineage: Eukaryota; Metazoa; Chordata; Actinopteri; Perciformes; Anarhichadidae. Gene Ontology annotation, biological process: positive regulation of DNA-templated transcription; multicellular organism development; fibroblast growth factor receptor signaling pathway. Bases 120 to 458 code for a protein of 112 amino acids. Gene Ontology annotation, molecular function: zinc ion binding. The transcript is spliced from 4 exons. The record is from RefSeq and is a predicted model, not a curated record.